This is a messenger RNA of Andrographis paniculata, 2008 nucleotides long. Its product is annotated as membrane-bound transcription factor site-2 protease homolog. The transcript is spliced from 10 exons. The coding region runs from base 142 to 1725 and encodes 527 amino acids. The record is from RefSeq and is a predicted model, not a curated record. Gene Ontology annotation, molecular function: metalloendopeptidase activity. Gene Ontology annotation, cellular component: cytoplasm; membrane. NCBI's taxonomy places the organism in Eukaryota, Viridiplantae, Streptophyta, Magnoliopsida, Lamiales, Acanthaceae. Gene Ontology annotation, biological process: regulation of response to endoplasmic reticulum stress; membrane protein intracellular domain proteolysis.
CUCCACACAACAUAGGGAUUGGCACACUAAACGGUCUCGUUAAACCAUCUUACCGUCUUCCGGUUGGGGAAGGGGAUGGAGCGGGAGAGGGUUCUUGUUUGUUUAAAUUUCAGGCUCUAACCCUUGGUUACGCUCGGGAUCAUGGCUGGCAGGCGUGGGAGAAGACGAUGGAGCCCUCAGACGCUUCUGCCCCUGCGCCGCACCAGACAAUUGUCUAACACUGUCUCUUGCUGGUAUUGCGAUUGCAAGUUUUUGGCCCUCAAUGAACCGUUGUUUCGUUUUGGUCGCAAGCAUGCUAGGUACUUGAGAGGUUGGUUUUCCAUGGGGGUAGGGUUCAGUUUGUCUGCCGUGGUUGGACUGAUGGUGUUUGUUCUUUGUCAAUUGGUCCAAGCGGCACUUGUUCAUAUGGGAUAUGUGCAACCUGAUAGCUCCUUAAGAUGGCUCUCCUUUUUGAAUGCAGGGCUCAACAUCUCACCUUCCAGUAUUGGAUACGUGUGCAUAUCCACUGUCAUAAGUGUAAUGGUUCAUGAGUUUGGACAUGCCCUUGCAGCAUCAAGUGAGGGUGUAAAAAUGGAGUAUCUUGCUAUCUUUUUGGCUGGAUUAUUUCCAGGAGCUUUGGUGGCCUUUAAUCACACAUCAUUACUGGCAUUACCGAGGAUGGCUUCUCUCCGCAUAUACUGUGCUGGUGUUUGGCACAAUGCCGUUUUUUGUGCAGUAUGCGCUUUGGCUUUGUUCCUUCUUCCCUUCUUGUUGAGUCCAUUUUAUAUCUACGGUGAAACCCCCUUGGUUUUGGAUGUGCCCUCUGUCUCACCAUUAUCAGGUUAUCUGUCACCUCAUGAUAUUAUACAUUCAUUGAAUAACUUCAGGAUCCAUAACUCUGAGGAGUGGAAGCAGAUAAUUAAUGACUUGACCAAGCAGACCCUCUCGCAUAGCUCUGGCCUAUCUAGUGGGUUAGGAACACUGGAGGAAGGCUAUUGCAUUCCUCAUUCUUUAAUUGAAGAGAGUACACUCACACACUUUGAAGGGAAUCAGACAUAUUGUCCUAGUGACCUUACAGCAUUUACACCUGCUUCCUGUCUUGUUGUGAGUGGGGCCGAUGAUGUUAGUUAUAUGAACAAGCAGCAGUCAGCUGACUCAGCUCAAGAAAAUGUUCAUUGUUUGGAUGCUAAUAAUGUUGUAAAGCUUAGGAGAUGCGCCUGUAAUCAUGAGAAAACUCCACAAAAUCAAAGUGGCAGCAUCUGUUCGCAGGUUGAAUCAUGCAUGAUGCCAGUGCAGCUUUCUGGUCAAGGAUGGGCUGAGAUAACAUAUUCGAGACUAAAAUGUCUCUCCCGCGACACUGAAAGUUUAUACCCAGAUGAAGGAAACUCUAGCAGCAGAGGGAAAGGCUGCCUUCAAACUUUUGUCUUUGUUGGGGAUCUGAUCUCUAUGUCACAUUCAAUCCAUAUGACUUCGUAUCUCCCUCGGUCAAUUCACUUUGCCACAUGGAUUCCAAAUAAAUUGGAGAAGAUUCUUACGUGUGCCUUCCAUGUCUCCUUAUUAGUUGCGCUUCUGAACAGCCUUCCGGUAUAUUAUCUUGACGGUGAAUCCAUCUUGGAAGCAGCUUUGAACUCGUUUGAUUCUAUAAGCUCUAGGACAAGGCAAUUGGUUCUUCGCAGUUGCCUGCUUGUGGGGACCUUUGUUUCUGCUUGCCGCAUCCUGCAGACAGCCUAUUUUGCUUUAAGUUAAGUCGUUUCUCAUUAAAUUAUCUUUUGAUCAGUUUACUUUCAUUUUUACCCUAAACUUAUAUAUUUAUGUCAUGUAUACAUAUUAGGCUAGAUGGUGUGAAAUGUUUCUAUAUGGGGAGUUGAAACUAGAAUUUAUUAUGGAAAUGUCUCUAAUUUUGUGCACAAGAAUGAUCCUAAAAGUUGUUCUUGUAACUCAUUUGCCAAGCAAAUAGAGGGAAUGAUUGAAUGCUUUCUCAUUCACAGUUAGGGUUGGGAUCAGAUAAUGAUAUUUUAACUUUUGGAUA